CUUUCUCCCCCACCUCUGUCCUUAGUACCCAAGUCUCAUAUUCUUUGUUUAUCGUCGAGUUAGCUUGACUUCUCAUCCACUUUGAUACCCCGUCUACUCGAAUGGAUCAACCUUGAGACGGUCUCGUGUCAAAGUCUCAACGUUCAUUGAACCAAACCCUAUCUACCUCGUAGCUCAAAUUUGAGGUUUCUGGGAAAGCAUAUCUAAUCCGUCUUGCCACUUCAUGUUACCUGAAUGACGGAAAGGUCCCCCGAAGUUCUGGCAACCGCCAACCUGAUUCCAAUAUCUCCGGCACCUGUUCAUCCAUCUUCUCCUGUAGUAGUGCCAACCCUGCAAGAUCAGGCCGAUACAUUGUCCAACAUGUCGCUUUCCAGCAGCGGCCAAAACGGCCCAACAUAUACAGCUACUCCGGCCUCUUUGACAGCUCUGGAACAAACAGGUGCUAGGAUUGAAAACGGCAUGAACGCAACCAACGGCCAAUAUGAUAGCCAUGAUGUCGACGAAGCUGCUAGCUCAGACAAUGAUAGUCUCUAUGGCGAUGUCGUCGGCAAUGGCAAAAUUGAGGGUCAGGAAGAUGGCACGUCCUUAAUCAAAGAUAAAGAUGGAAAUGCCCAGCAUUCUGGUCAACACGACGGUACUGCUGAGGUCCUACAAGAUGUAUCCAAGAACAACGAAUCCACUCUUAGUUCUGAUACGUCUCAGUCCCUGACUUACUACUCUGAAGCCGCCUCUCGUUCACAUGACAUCUCCACACAUACUACCCAAGAUGUACACCAACAUGUUCCAAUCUCGAACCCAACAGAGGCCCAACAGCCACUAAAGCCACGAGAGGAACAGUCUGUAAACGCGUCGUCAACAGAUGCAGACCAGCCACCCAUCACAGCCGCUACUGAGAACAGUGAUCAUCCAUCGAGUGCUGUUAAUGAUGAGACUGAUAUCCAAAGCCUUGUCGAUAAAAUCAUAGGAAAUGCUUCUGCAGAUGAUACCGACCAAAUCUCGACAUCGCAGAGUUCUGCCCAUCGUACUGCUCCCCCCCAAGCAGUCUCCCUUCCUCCUAGACCCCCGAUGCCCCAACAGCCCACUCAGUCCUAUGUGCGCCCAGAAGAAACUCCCAGCUAUCAGCCAGCAAGCUCUUACUCCAAUGCCACCAUGGCUAUGUCCAAUAUUCCACCGCCCCCGGGCACUUAUCCCAUUGGGGCUCCUGGAACCGCUCCAGACCGUCGUGAUACUCUUCCACCUCCUCCAUCUUCUUCCUAUGCUACCUUCCCUGCUCAUUCUCUUCCAGUAGCACAUUUUGACAACUCUUAUAACGUAGCCGCAACAGCAGCGCCCACACAACUCCAGACUGCUGAGCCAUCCCAGCCAUGGGAAACCUUUCUCCAAGAAGAACGUCAAUACGUAUCAGAAGCUAAAUGGGAUCGCUUUCCAGAGGGAUCUAGACUAUUCAUUGGAAACCUAUCCAGCGACCGGGUUACCAAGAAAGAAGUCUUUGACAUCUUCUCUGAGUUCGGACGCCUUGCACAAAUUUCUCUCAAGCAGGCAUAUGGCUUUGUGCAGUACCACACCCUAGCGGAGGGCGAAGCUGCAAUGGACCACUUACAGGGUAUAGAAGUCAGAGGUCGCAAGAUCCAUCUAGAAUUCUCUCGUACUCAAAAGAAGGACGGAGAUGGAGAGAGGCGUGGCAACAAAGGCAAAAGGGACAGCGACCGCCAUGAUAGCAAUCGCCGACGCGACGAUUAUCGUCCCAGUCGACAACCCUCUCCCAAACGAGGAGGCCACCGUCAACAAAUGUCUCCCAGUAGUGGCCGAGGCUAUUACGAUGACUAUAGCCCUCGUGGCCGUUCCAGAUCACCAGAUUAUGGAAGACGCGACUCGGACCAUUACCGACGUCGAAGUCGCAGUCCUCAUCGCCGCCAUAUAUCUGAGCCAGAUGUUGACAUCCCCCGUCGAUAUGGUGGAGAAGUUCCCGACGUUCAAUUCUUGUUAUUGCAAGAAGUCGAUCGAGACUUUGUGAGUUGGGUAGAGCGAACCUUCGUCAGCCAGGGUUUAAGGGUUCAAGUCAUGUUUCUUCAUCCUCAUUUUCCUCGCGACGCUGUCAUUCAACGUCAAGUGAUGGAAGGUGUUCAUGCGGUUGCUGAACUUGAUUUUCGGGCGCAGCAAACCGCGACCAUCUCACUACAGGUGUUUAAUCGCUCUGCUGGGCGUGACAAUGUUCAGUAUGACCAAUAUCAGGAUCUAGAUCCCAACAUUGCUGCACAGCUUGUGGCUCGUGCCAAAUCGCAGGUUCCACUACAACCUCCCUAUGGCGUACAGUACCCACCAGCCUACUACCCACCUCCUGCCCAACCUCCGUAUUUACCACCAUCUUACCCAGUGCAGCCUUACCCAAGCGCUGGCAUUCCACCCCCUCCUAGCAACUCGGGCAGCUCCUUGGACAAUGCCACAUUGCAAAGGAUCUUAGGAACUCUCCACAACCAACAAGCCCCCCCACAAAGUCACAGUUAUGGUCAACCCGUGGGAGGUGCUCCAGUCGAUAUGAAUGGGAUGCUGGGUACCAUGGGGAGAAGUAGCCAUGUGACCGCCCCUGGACCGAAUUCACACCACAGCCGAGGUUAUCCGUCGGGCCCUAUGAACGGCGCCCCAAAUAGUGGCAGCGGUGAAUCCGCACAACAUGUACAGAAUAUCAUGGCACAGCUGGCCAGAUACCGCCAGUGAACUAUUAACUGGUACCUAUCUUGGGAGCAAGUCAUUAGAAACCCCACCCAAUCACAAAUCUCUUUGCGUGGGUAAAGGGUGCCAUGUGAACUUGGGGUUCUUAGGGUUAAUACUC
Molecule: messenger RNA, 2830 nt
Organism: Hypoxylon fragiforme
Lineage: Eukaryota; Fungi; Ascomycota; Sordariomycetes; Xylariales; Hypoxylaceae
Exons: 3
Coding region: 235-2715 (826 amino acids)
Molecular function (GO): RNA binding
Source: RefSeq, a predicted model, not a curated record